AUGGAGAAUCCGAGGAAGGCUAGAAUCAGGACUAAGGAAAGGAAACCCAUGAUGGCCCCAAUGAUACCUAAUGUAUUGCGUUUGGGUGUUGGGGUGGACGAAGAGGACGGGUCUGACGAUGGGGUCGGAGGUUCUACAGUCGUAGAUGAGCUCCCUAUACCAUUUGAAAUGGAUGUAGUACUGGGAGCUGGGACGACACUAGACGCUGAAGAGGAGAAGGUAGUUGAAGCGGUAGUGAUGAUGGACGAAUACGUCGAGAGAUAUGCCCUGUUUGACAGAUAUUCGUUCAGAAUUAUAUUAGAUUAUGCUGGAUGA
Messenger RNA from Acaulospora colombiana, 315 nucleotides. NCBI's taxonomy places the organism in Eukaryota, Fungi, Glomeromycota, Glomeromycetes, Diversisporales, Acaulosporaceae. The record is from the annotation of a GenBank genome assembly.